Molecule: messenger RNA, 1216 nt
Organism: Lotus japonicus
Lineage: Eukaryota; Viridiplantae; Streptophyta; Magnoliopsida; Fabales; Fabaceae
Exons: 4
Coding region: 164-886 (240 amino acids)
Source: RefSeq, a predicted model, not a curated record
AAUCCUCACUCUCCUUCUUCCCAAAGUUAAGCGUUUCAGAGAAGCUUGAGAGAGAGAGACAAGCGACGACGAAGGCGACGGCGGAGAAGACGAGGGACGACGACAGAGACGCGACUUUGAAGGAGACGAGGGAAGACGAGACACGACUUUGAAGCCAUACGAGAUGAUUAAUGUCAGAAACAAUGGUGUGGGAGGCCCUGAUUUUAGUAUUGAGUUAGACCUGAAAAUGGAGAGCUUGCAAGUUCCAAAUGAUUUUUUUGCGCAACACAGAAAUGCUUUGGGGAAUCAAGUUGUGAUUAGGGAUCCUGUAGGGGGUGAGUUCUCAUUCAGGUUGCUCUGUGGGGGCAAUGGAGGUUUGAUAUUUGAGUCUGUAAAUGAGAUUCUGAAAAGGUAUGGUUUGAAAGAAAAUCAUUUGGCUGAUUUCUAUUUUGGUGGGAGGAACAUGUUUACUGUGAGGAUAUUGGAUUGUAUGCUGAAUGAAAUUAGCUAUGGUGUUGGCUCUUCCCAGAGGCAACCCAUAGUAAUAGAUGAUGGUAGUUCAGUUGAGAUUGGUGAAGAGGAGGCUAUGGAAGAUGUUGCUGAUGAGGAGGGGCUGCAAGAUGUUGGUGGAGAGUUUGUGGAUGUUGUUGAUAGUGAAGAGGAUGAUGGAAUGGUGCAAUUAAGUGAUGAUGAUGAGGAUGAUGGAAUUAUGCAAUUAAGUGAUGGUGAAGAGGAUGAUGGUGUGGAAAGGGUUAUUCAUGAAUUUGAUAAGGUUAUUACUAAGUCAGGUGCUACUGCAGGCCAAACCUUGCCCGGCCUAAACUGUAUGUUCAGAAUCACAUUAGGGCAAUCUGGAAGCACAUCAUUCUUCAAACCCCUGAGGGUAAAACCUAUAGCUGUGAGCUGAAGAGAAGGAAUCCUGGACAGAUUGAUAGUCCGUGCCACAUUGGAACGGAAUGGUAUCAAUAUGUUAAGGAUAAUAAGUUGAAGCCCAGGGACACUGUCCACUUUAGUCCUGUUAGCACUUACAACAAUAUGGUUAAAGUUACCAUUACUUGUAGGGGACAGAACUGAAUUUAAUGUUUUGUUGAUCUUCCAUAUGUUGUUCUUGGUUUGGACCUUGUUGUUUAGUUUACAACAGUAGCCUAAUUUUGGUUUUGUAACUUUUGACAAUUUGGAUCUUGUGUGUGGUUUUGUUGUUUGGAAUGAGUAUGAUGAACUUUGUGGUUGUUGUUUA